Molecule: messenger RNA, 622 nt
Organism: Archocentrus centrarchus (flier cichlid)
Lineage: Eukaryota; Metazoa; Chordata; Actinopteri; Cichliformes; Cichlidae
Gene: rab5if
Product: RAB5 interacting factor
Exons: 4
Coding region: 221-604 (127 amino acids)
Biological process (GO): mitochondrial respirasome assembly
Source: RefSeq, a predicted model, not a curated record
GCGGGCUGGGUUCAAACGAUACUACGCAUGCUCAGAUACCCUUUUACGGUUAGCUUCUGAAAGCUGUCAGCUCAGCGAAUCGUAGAUUCCUUUAAUACCUCCAAAUAUUUCCCAGCACUUUCUUUCUCCGGUCGGUGCAGGACAUUUAAAUCCAGCUGUAAGUGUCACCGGCUUUGGAGUGCCACUUUUCGACGUCUGCAGCUGAAAGAAAGCGCAAAGAAUGACGAGCAGUUCAAAGCGGAAAGAAGAAAGUCAUCUAGUGAAUGGAGGAGUAAAGCAGUCCACAUGGAGCAAAGCCUUCAGCAGUAACGCUGUUUGGGAAGAGAAGGAUGAGUUCUUAGAUGUGAUUUACUGGCUCCGACAAAUUAUUGCAGUUAUCCUUGGUGUGAUAUGGGGUGUAGCACCACUAAAAGGAUUUCUGGGAAUAGCAAUAUUCUGCAUCAUCAACGCCGGCGUCCUGUAUGUAUACUUCAGCAGCUUUCAGCAGAUUGAUGAAGAAGAGUAUGGAGGCACAUGGGAACUCACCAAAGAAGGCUUCAUGACAUCUUUUGCGCUGUUUCUGGUGGUGUGGAUAAUCUUUUACACAGCUCUACAUUUUGACUGAGAGGAAUCUGUAGGACAC